Coniosporium apollinis CBS 100218 is the source of this 1443-nucleotide messenger RNA. RefSeq lists its product as uncharacterized. Gene Ontology annotation, biological process: GPI anchor biosynthetic process. NCBI's taxonomy places the organism in Eukaryota, Fungi, Ascomycota, Dothideomycetes. The record is from RefSeq and is a predicted model, not a curated record. Gene Ontology annotation, cellular component: membrane; glycosylphosphatidylinositol-N-acetylglucosaminyltransferase (GPI-GnT) complex. The coding region runs from base 1 to 1443 and encodes 480 amino acids. The transcript is spliced from 2 exons.
AUGCCACCCUACGACGUCUCCUCCUCGACGUCUACCUCAGUCACCUACUCCCCUCCUCUCUCCCAACCGCUCCCACACCACCGCCUCGCCGACCCAUCGCGCCUCGACCCAUCUCGUCUCGACCCCUCCAUCUACUCACCCCCGCGCCGUCCGCGCGACAGCAGUACCUCGCUGAACGCCCUCCGCCUCCAAGAUGCUACCAACAGCUCCCUCCGCCCCCCCUCCGCCCACCGCACCCGCAAACCACGCAUCCGCAGCUCCUCCCGCCGGCGCAAACCCCCCGUCUGGCGCAAACUGCUUUGGGUAAAGCAAUCCUACCCCGACAACUACACAGACGCGGCGACCUUCCUGGACCACUUGCAGCGCAACCCGCGAUUGCAGCCGUACGAGUUCUGGCAGCUGGUCGGCGAGGCGACGGUGAUUGUGCAGCAUGUUGCUGCGGUAGCCGUGUUUGCGUGCUGUUUUGUGGGGAUCUAUGCCGAGAGGGCGAGUCCGGUUGCAGUUGUGGGCGCGGGGAGUGUUGGGACGGUUGUCGGGUGGGUUAUUUGGGAUGGGUGGGUUGGGAAGGAGGAGGAGGCUGCUGCUGCGGCUGCGCUAAGGGAGGCUGCGACAAAGAAGAGCGUAGUGGUAGAUGGGGGAGGCGGGGAUGCCGCUGAGGAUGGGAGCUCGACUAGCUCUGGAAAUGGAGAGCUGGCGGGGAAUGUAGCUGAUGCGGCACCACGGCAGUCUCUUUCGCACAGCGCAAGCGCGACGUCAGUGAAUUCGCUGGCGAAUGGUACAAGCCAUCCGACGGGCGCGCCGAGCUUCCCAGCGUAUAGCUACCAUCCGCCGUACGGGGACCCUGUAUCUUCGAUCUCGCCCCGGAAUCAGCAGAGGCUGGCGACGGCGAAAUCUGCGGUCCUAAUCUACUGCGCGCUGCUGGGGCUCAGCCCUAUACUCAAGAGUCUGACCAAGUCUACCACGAGCGAUUCGAUCUGGGCGAUGAGCUGCUGGCUCAUGUGCAUCAACGUGUUCUUUUUCGAUUAUGGAGGCAGUGUGGGAGCGAAGUUUCCGGCCUCGCUCUCUACAAACGCCGCUCUCAUGGCCUCCACUGUACUUGCCAGCCGUCUCGACAGCACAACCUCCGUCUUCUCUCUCCUGCUGUUCUCGAUCGAAGUUUUCGGCCUCUUCCCUGUCUUCCGUCGCCACCUGCGCCAUGUCUCCUGGCAAGGCCACGUGACGCUCACGAUCUUGCUCGUCAUGGCCGCCAGCGGCGGCGUUGGCGUUACUAUCUCGGGUGGCGGAUGGACAGCAGCGGUUGUUGGAAUGGUGCUUGGAAGUAUACUGACGGGAUUGAGCAUGGGCAUCUGCAGUUGGUGGCUGAUCGGGCUCCAGAAGUACAAGAAUGAGAUCUAUGGGCCCUGGGAUCCUGCAAGACCGGUUAUUCGGAGGCGGUGGGAUUAA